AGAAAUUUAUUUUCCGUGUGAACGUGUGUGCUCACCAGAGUUUUUGUGAAUUUCUGAGUAACAGUGUGAGAUACUGUAGGAUGUUCCUGACACACUGUGUGAUGGGAUGGACUGUGUUGACAGUCCUCAGCUUCUGCCUGCCUGUGUGGAGUGCUGUGAAGGUGAUCCAGCCCUACAGAGUGGUGAGCAUCAAUGGUAUGGCACAGGUUGGGUGCUUCAUCGAACCCCAACCUUCCUUCCACCUGAAUCAACCAUCCAAUGAUCAAAGGCAAUACCCUUACCCCAACCCAGAGGAGGUCCGUGUGUCUCUGCUGAAAGGCCUCCACGGCACCCAGAAGCUCUGCUCGUCAGUCCCCAACUUCCAAGAUCACGGAGAGACGGGUGUGGAGAAAGAGGAAGAGGUGCAGUGCUCUGUUACGCUGAGUGAGGGCGCUGUGGAGGUGACAGUGUCUGGACUGAAAGCCACAGACACAGAUGUGUAUCGCUGUGGGAUAGAGGUCUUGUACCCACCACCGUACCUGCGGCUCACAGGCAACGGCACACUCAUUCAUGUGUUAGAUAACCCUGACUGUCCUCUGGAGGGGCCUGAGACAGCGAUUGCACACCAGGGUGGUGAAGAGGAGGACGAUGAGGGUGAUGAGAGGAUAGCACCAGUCAGUAUUCCUGUGGUUGUACUGGUGUUACUGGUCAUUGUUGUCCUCAUCAUCAUUAUCUACUUCCAGUCUGUCCAGUGUCAACAAGGGAGGAGGGAGAUCGUCAGAUCUGUGCAUGGUGGGCCUUACAAGGUGGAUGCUGUUGCAUUUUCAUGUGACGACAUGGCAUGAAAAACACAGAGUCCACUUAGCACUGAAUGGCAUUAGAAUACCAUGUAUUUUGAAUGCAGAGUGAGCGGUAGGGUCAGUAUUGGCCAUUUAUGAAAUAUCAAUCUGUUAUGAUUGAGGUUCUUCUUUUUAACCAAAGCUACAGAAGAACACCGAAAUGACAUUUGGGUGUCAGUGCAUAUUUUAUGUUUACGUUGUUGUAAACUCAAAUUAUAUUAAAAAAAGCUGUAGCUUUGAUUAUGUUUCCACUGAGUUGAGUUGCUGAGGCGCCUAUAGGUGGUGCAGCUGGAAAGGCUUGAUGUUUGAUUAAAAACAGAAUUAUGUUUAUGUUGGCUAAAUGCUCCAGUUAAGAAAAUGCAAUGCUUUGCAUCUGUUGAAUAUGUUUGAAUUACUGUAUAUUUUGUUGCC
Molecule: messenger RNA, 1229 nt
Organism: Seriola dumerili (greater amberjack)
Lineage: Eukaryota; Metazoa; Chordata; Actinopteri; Carangiformes; Carangidae
Gene: cd28
Product: cytotoxic T-lymphocyte protein 4-like
Exons: 5
Coding region: 81-824 (247 amino acids)
Biological process (GO): regulation of T cell proliferation; T cell receptor signaling pathway
Cellular component (GO): external side of plasma membrane
Source: RefSeq, a predicted model, not a curated record